Molecule: messenger RNA, 174 nt
Organism: Soboliphyme baturini
Lineage: Eukaryota; Metazoa; Nematoda; Enoplea; Dioctophymatida; Soboliphymatidae
Source: the annotation of a GenBank genome assembly
CAGGAACACUUGGAACAGCUGGCGAGCAAGUUCGCGCGAAAGGCGAAACUGCGCGAAUGCUGGCUCAGCGAAAUGAUGGCUGUUCUUCAGGACUUCGACUUCGGAAAAACCGCCGCCCAGGUCGAAGCUAGCGUCAAAAAGCACGAAACCAUAUCUGCCGACGUUCUUCCUAGG